GUGGACCCCUUCAACAUCUCCUUCUCUCCCCUCACACUCCGUCUCGCUGCAUGACUCAAGGGUCUCCUUCGUACAACUGACGAUUCAUGACGGCCCACGAUAUAAUUGUCCCUUGACGACCGCCCACACCCCGGGGUUUUCCUCGCAUCCAUGCAAUAGGGACCUCGCGCCCACGGGUUCUCGCAGCAAUGGCUCCCGGUGAGGGAACGCAGCAAAAACGGGAUUUUUCCGAAGAAGCAACCUCACCUGGGGACCCUGCAAACGACCAGAACAAAAAGCGACGGACGACAGGGUCGAGCUCGCGCGGUGUCGCAAACCUCACCCCCGACCAGUUGGCAAAGAAGCGUGCCAAUGACCGCGAGGCCCAGCGGGCUAUUCGAGAGAGGACGAAAAAUCAAAUUGAGAGUCUCGAGCGGCGGAUUCGCGACUUGACGUCGCAGCAGCCGUACCAGGAAUUGCAGCAUGUGCUGCGGCAGAAGGAAGCUGUUGAAGCGGAGAACACAGAUAUUAAGAAGCGGUUGGCUUCAGUGCUAGCUUUGAUCCAACCAAUUCUGGGACAACAUGGUCUCGAAAUCCCACAGUACUCUUCUCCUGUGCAGCCGUACGUCCACACUCGACCUGGCUCAUCCUCGAAUCACAAUGACUCGACAUCGAACAGUGCAGCUUCUCCUGCCCCUCCCACAGCACCUCAAUGGCAAGCUCCCAGUGCGCCAAUGGGCCACGAUCCUCGGGCCUAUCCCCCAAAUCAAACUGCCCAGACACAACAAUUAAUGAAGCAGAAGCACGAUAUGGCACAUAAUCUGGACAUGGGCCCCGAGAGACUGGGGUUGGAUUUUUUACUCGAUGGCACUCAACGGAUAAACAAAAUUCCAAAUGGGAUAAAUGGGACACCAGAACCAAGCUAUCGACAUAUUCUUCGAGCGUCGGAUAGGGGAAGUCCUGCACACCAUAGAAGCAAUUCUAUGGGUAGCCAUUCCAAUUACAAUCCCGGGACACCCAAUGCUGAAAUGAUGGGACACGCAGCACCUAUACGGAACGGACCUCCAACCUGUCCAUUGGAUUCUCUACUUUUGGACUUUCUCCACGAACGACAGCAACAAGCCUCUGAAGGUGUUUCAACCCCCCAGCUUGUUGGACCAGCGUAUCCAAGCGUGUCCUCGCUCCUCAACCCCGCUCGGAGCGUCAACUCCCACCCACUGUCCAAAGUAUUUACAGACAUUCUAGCAACCUUUCCAGAUCUGUCCACUCUUCCCGAGAAAGUAGCAGUCCUGUACGUCAUGUUCCUCGUGAUGCGCUGGCAAAUCGCUCCCACGCAAGAGAACUACGACCGUCUCCCCGAAUGGUUUACGCCUCGGCCCUCCCAACUCUUCACCUCCCAUCCAGCUUGGAUCGACCACCUGCCCUGGCCCAAGAUGCGAGACCGCCUUGUACGAGACUACAACCCGCGAGACUACCUUUUUGAUAACUUCUUUAUCCCAUUUACGACGACCCUGAGCCUGAAUUGGCCGUAUGAGCCUACGGAUACGCUACUGAGCAGUCCCGAGAGUGAUGAAUUGAUGAUUAACCCCGUUUUUGAGCGGCAUUUGAGGAGGUUGGAGAAUUGGAGCUUGGGGCCUACAUUUGCUAAAGCGUUUCCGGGGUUGCAGGAUACGUACAGGCUAAAGACUGAGGGUGAUAGGCGAUAGCAAGAGAAAGUUUUAUGAGUAUACGUGAUAAGAUAAGGGUCACGAGCUGGGCCGGGAGGCAAAAACGGGAAGAGGCAAAUAUAUGUCUUCGGAUGGCUGGGAAAAUGGGAAGGAAUGGGAAGCGCAGCAUUGUACUAUAAUGGUGUUCUCGGUUUAAAAGGAAGGCAUUGGGUGGUUCAGUUACUGCUUCAGUACUGCCGCAAGAUUUCUGCAUGGCAACUGUUUAGAACAUGGCUGUCAUCUCCGCGAGGAUAUGGCGGAUCGGCGUUUUGAAAUUAGCUUUGUCUGUUUGGGAUAUCCAUAGAAACACUCAUUACGAUGCGUGAAUAUGAUCACGUUGUUGCACUUCUCGCACGGUACGCAAUUCGAGAGAUUUUGGGUCUCCUAAUACAACUGAAG
Molecule: messenger RNA, 2084 nt
Organism: Hyaloscypha bicolor E
Lineage: Eukaryota; Fungi; Ascomycota; Leotiomycetes; Helotiales; Hyaloscyphaceae
Exons: 2
Coding region: 189-1685 (498 amino acids)
Source: RefSeq, a predicted model, not a curated record